AGUUGAUGCAUGUGAAAGAGCAGGAGCAUUCUUUCUGUGUCUCUUGAUCCCGAUUCCAUAUGGCAAGGGGCAUUUAAAUGAUGAGAAUUGCUUUUUAAAUUCCAGGCAUUUGACUUUCGGACAACUUUGAGAAACGAACUAUUCUUGCAGCUUUUCCAUUCUCUAUAUGUAUAUCCUUUAACUGUGAGCUUGAGUUGGAAAAGGAAUCUAUUUGUAUGAGUUGAGCUGAGAAAGGAUGAUGCAGACGUUCAUAGACGAGCUAAAAUUGUUGAGUGAUACUUUGCACUAUGAUUUUUAAACUCGUCUUAUUGUUCUUUCUGUGCUACUGAUAUGACUAGGCAAUGUAUCCAAGGGAACCUGGUUUAUCACUUCAGAAGUGGGCUCACACGCAAGUUGCUGUUGGUGUGGCCUGCUACCAUGAUGAAAUUAAAGUUUCUCUCCCUGCUGUUUGGAUACCAUUGCAUCACCUUCUAUUCAUUUUCUUCCAUGUUGAUCUUCAAAUGAAACUAGAAGCCCCAAAACCAGUAGUAAUUGGAUAUGCAGCACUUCGAUUAUCCACCCAUGCACAGUAUGCAACUGCCCUUAUGUUUGUCAUCUUUUGUUUUGUUUCUUUCCUUGAUGAUUUAUUAACUUACAUUAUUUGUUCUGCUACUGGAGUGAUUGGUAUGGUAGUUCAUGGUAUUGGAAACAAACAGGGGGCAGAAAUAUAAUCACCUAUUCAGUAUUCUAGUGGUUUGUUAAGUUAAUGUUAUAAUUUCAAUUGUCAGGUUACUUUCCUGGUUUAUGUUGUGGGAGAGGCUGGGUUAUUUGGAAGAUGGAAAAACUAUUUUUAAAUUGCAAUUAAGGCUUUGCUCAUCUUUUUACCCAAUUAAUGAGCGCAUAUGGGAUUUUUUUCUUGAAUACGAUAGACACUCUUUGAACAAGUCCUCCAUGUGGUUCUGAACUUUUGGAGGGUGGUCAAUAUUGGAGCAACUGCUUUAGUUACAGACACAGCAACAACAAUAUUUGGAGAAACUGGUGCUAGUGUAGCAACUGGAGUGACUGUAUGUAUAUAAAAAUUCUAUCCUCUUUAUGUGCCCCACAUACCCAACCUCCUUGUCUGCCUCUAUUCGUACUUGUAUGUAACUCAUUGUGAAUUUGUAGUAAAUUAGAGUAAAAGGCUAAAAUUUGUUUCAGGAUGAAUCUCUUUAAGUUAGCUCCUGAGUUGUAUAGUUCGCUAUUACAAAGUUUUGUAUUUCGUUUGUAAACAAUAAAGGAAGAAUGAAUAAGAAAUCUUAUUGGAAUAAAUAAGAAAUCAUGAUGGGUAAUUCUGAUAGACUACAGAAUGUAGGACUUUCCAUGACAUAGAUACUUGCAUUUCAACUCUUGGGCAUUGGUCAUUUUUAAUUUUUCUUUUUUCGAUAUUGUAGGUAACCAAACCUUUUGGGCACUAUUCAUUCUUGAUGUAGUAUGGUCUAUAUGUAUCUGUGCACACUGAAAGGCAUAGCACCUUUGUUGAGGGAACAAAAAAAAAUAAGAACAUAAAAGAAAGAAAGAAAGAAAUUAUAAUCAUUGAAUUUUUCCAAAUGAUUCUAGGUUGCUAUUUUGCUUCUUACUGAGAUCACUCCAAAAAGUAUAGCUGUUCACAAUCCCGUGGAGGUUGCUAGAUUUGUGUGAACCUUAUGUUACUGAAGAUGAAUUGAAGCUGAUGUUAGAUGGGGCAGAGUUUAGCGGAGCAAUAGACGAGGAAGAGCAGGUAGUGAAAUAGGCUAAUUUUUUUUACUGUACUUACAUGAGUAUCUCUUUUGUUUCAUAUAAGAACUAGGAAGUUUCUUCAGUUGCUGAAUGCUUUUACUAAGAUGAAAUUGAUCAAUAUCAUCUAUGCUUGACUCUGGUUGCACAUUUACAGUAGAACAUAUCUUUUCCUUGCCAUAUAUUUCUCUAGCAAUUUCUGUUUUAAAAUCAGAUUCUAGUGGAAAUCCAAUUUAAUUUUU
Molecule: messenger RNA, 1973 nt
Organism: Rubroshorea leprosula
Lineage: Eukaryota; Viridiplantae; Streptophyta; Magnoliopsida; Malvales; Dipterocarpaceae
Source: the annotation of a GenBank genome assembly